CAGCCCAUCAAUAGUGUUGAACUCUCUGUGUUCCCGAAUAUCAUCCCAGUCUCCGGACAGCGCAAUUGCUAAGGGUUUAGCUCCUUGCAUCGUAAUCAGUCGUGCCUCUCAAUGGUCCAACGACUUCAUCGAGAAGCCGGGUUGCAGGCCUUCAUUAGCGCAAUAGAAGAGGAUGGGUGCGUUGUCAUCGAGGACUUCACGAACCAGGCUUCACUUGAUGCUGCGCAUGAGGAAGUGCAGCCGUAUCUCAAUGCGUCGCUUGCGCAAUCUGGAAGUACCGUUGGUGCUCUGAACGGUGGGACUGCAACUUGUACGAGGCUCGUCGGUCGAAGCAAAACUGUCCGCGAGAAGUUCUUCUCAGACGCAUUAUACCAGGAAAUUGCCGAUCACUUCAUUGGGCUUGAGACCGAACUUUGGUACGGAGAUGAACCCACCAUCCACAAGUCCGACCCUUUGCUCUCGAUCUCCAUCACAAUGUCCUCUCAGCCGGGAGCGAGAGCACAGAAACUGCAUCGCGACGACAAAAACCAUCAUGCGAGGCACGCCAAGGCCAGUCACUACACAAAGGGACGCGAUAUGCUUCUUGGUCUAUUCGUGCCGGAAUGCGACACGUUUGAAGCAAACGGUGCCACCCGGAUCGUUCCCGGAUCACAUCUGUGGGGCGAUGAAAAGCCUGACUUUGGAGAAGAUGGCCAAAAAGGUGUUGAGAACGCGGAAUUGAAGAGAGGCGAGGCGUUUGUUAUGUUGGGCAGUCUGUAUCAUGGCGCCGGACAGUAUUCCCUGGAGACGGGAUGUCGAACAGUGCACAUUAUGUUCAUGUGCAGCGGCGUUCACCGUCAAGAGGAAAUUCCAUAUCUAAGCUAUCCGAUCGAAGAUGUCAAGACAUACUCGGAACUCGUGCGUGACCGUCUUGGCUGGAAGCAGUCGGAACCCAACUUGGGAUGGGUUGAUUUGAAGUCUCCGGAGUACCUCCUAGAAUAA
Messenger RNA from Colletotrichum scovillei, 981 nucleotides. RefSeq names its product phytanoyl-CoA dioxygenase. NCBI's taxonomy places the organism in Eukaryota, Fungi, Ascomycota, Sordariomycetes, Glomerellales, Glomerellaceae. The coding region runs from base 112 to 981 and encodes 289 amino acids. The transcript has 3 exons. The record is from RefSeq and is a predicted model, not a curated record.